Messenger RNA from Penicillium atrosanguineum, 1011 nucleotides. RefSeq lists its product as uncharacterized. The record is from RefSeq and is a predicted model, not a curated record. The transcript is spliced from 2 exons. NCBI's taxonomy places the organism in Eukaryota, Fungi, Ascomycota, Eurotiomycetes, Eurotiales, Aspergillaceae. Gene Ontology annotation, biological process: nucleotide metabolic process. The coding region runs from base 1 to 1011 and encodes 336 amino acids. Gene Ontology annotation, molecular function: ATP binding; ATP:ADP adenylyltransferase activity.
AUGCAGCUAGGACUCUCCGAAAACCUAUCGGCCCUGGUGGCUCGGCGCUUCAAAGCCGCCAAAGAAGGCAACCACCUCGUCUUCUCAUCCACCAAACUGUCCAUAAUCAACGCGGGCAUCCCAUACCAACUCCGCUAUUGCCCAGCCCUCGCAAAGAAACCAAACAACCUCAAACCAAGCGGCCCCAAAGCUCCAAAACCAGACCCCUUCGAAAACCCCUCCCCAGACCUCCUAAUAACCACCCUCCCCUCGACAAACCCAACCCACGCCCUCAUCCUUAACAAAUUCCCGGUAAUCCCAAACCACUUCAUCCUCGCAACAACAGCCUGGGCCUCCCAAACCGACCUCCUCGACAAAUCAGACCUAGACGCAACCUACGAAUGCCUUCACGCAUGGACCGAGAACCACCCAGGCCGCCUCUUCGCAUUCUUCAACUCCGGCGACGAAAGCGGCGCAAGCCAACCACACCGCCACCUCCAGUUUCUCCCCGUCGAAGCAAUGCGCGCAGAUUCAAACCCGAAUGAGUUCUGGGAACCGCUGAUCGACGGCUUCAAAUCCCAGCCUCAAUCUCAAGGCAAAUUUCAACACCUCCCCCACCUCCCACUCGCACACUUCGCCCUCCCUGUCCCGGUGGACGCGACCCCAGAGAUAUUAUAUCAUAUCUACAUAACUCUUUACCGCGCCGCCGUCGCCGCUGUUGAGGGCAACGCGGCUACGAAUAUAGCGACCAGCGGAGCAGCGCGUAUAAGCUAUAAUCUAGCGAUGACAUUGUCGACUAUGAUGAUUGUUCCGAGGAGGGCAGAAACGGGUACGGUGCCGAUUGAUAUGGAGAAGGUUCGGGAUAUUGCGGAUCCGGGCGUCGUUUCGUUAAAUGGGACGGUGUUGGCUGGGACGCUUAUGGUUAAGGCGGAAGCGGAGUGGGAUGUUUUGAGGGCGAAGCCAGAGGUUUUGGGGAGGGUUCUGAGGGAGGUUGGGUUUCCGAGAGAGAGAGAGGGGGUUGCGUUGCUGUAG